AUGGGUUUAAGUGUUGUCUCGGUGGAUCAGUUUGUAAACUUUGCUUUGUCAAUAGUAUCGAUGAAGGUUUCAGGGAAACCGAUGUUCCAAACACCGAAAGCGAUAUGGAUACUGAGAGGGGCGUAUCUGUGCUCCAAUCUUAUUCAACUCGUAUUUUCACUCUACAUAAUGCAGAAGAUCAAAAGUACAAAUGACAGCCGUAAAGUUAAGAUAAAGAGGGAGGCAACCCUCUUCAAGGAUAACAACGAAGAGGAAGAGGAGGAAAUGACCUAUGCCAGCUAUGACGAAUCCGAACUCACCAAGGUCAGCAGAACAGCCGUGAUACAGUUUUUGAUCAUCACUGUGCUUCAUUUGAAGUGGAAAGUCAUUCAGCCAUUGUUUGUUCAAUCAUUUGUUCCAAUAAGAAACCUUCUUCUUAAUCCUCUAUAUACUGCAUAUGUCUGGAACAAGCCUGUUCUAAGGCCGUUUGAAGCAAAUAUGCUAUUCCAGAAGGCACCUGCGGUAUCUGAGAAGAAAAGAGUCAAGGAAGACUGA
Molecule: messenger RNA, 534 nt
Organism: Encephalitozoon romaleae SJ-2008
Lineage: Eukaryota; Fungi; Microsporidia; Unikaryonidae
Product: inorganic phosphate transporter
Exons: 1
Coding region: 1-534 (177 amino acids)
Biological process (GO): protein targeting to ER
Cellular component (GO): endoplasmic reticulum; mitochondrion
Source: RefSeq, a predicted model, not a curated record